This is a messenger RNA of Daldinia caldariorum, 4473 nucleotides long. RefSeq lists its product as uncharacterized. The record is from RefSeq and is a predicted model, not a curated record. NCBI's taxonomy places the organism in Eukaryota, Fungi, Ascomycota, Sordariomycetes, Xylariales, Hypoxylaceae. The transcript has a single exon. The coding region runs from base 1 to 4473 and encodes 1490 amino acids.
AUGGCGUCGAUCCGCCCGCGGUUAGAUUCUCGGAAUAGGUCGGGAGACGAAGCAAGGACAAAGCGAAGGGGAGAAGUAACGGAGACAUUAACCCAAAAUUCAUCAUCCAUUUUGGGUCGGACCAUCCACAAGAGAGCUGAGCACACUCAGGCUGGACCUUCCCCUGGCCCACAGGUUAUGGCACAACAGAGUCGGAGUCCCCAAAAUGCUUCUACACGAAAGCCUUGCGGUUCUAAGUCGAAGCCACCCUUGACUCACGAGACACUCUCUUGGUCGAAGAAUUCCACGCAGCAAGCAUCAAAUAUCCCAGCAUUGAGCACUCGUGGGCGUAGUGGUCUGGUGGAGUCUCCCCGGGUUGCAUUGCGUAGAAAGCAACCAAGCUUAUCACGGGAACAGCCGGGCGUCCAAACUCAGCCUCGUUCAAGUUCAAGAAGAACCGAUUCAUCGUCUUCGAUACCAAUAUCACAAGCAUUCCUUGACCCUAGCAUGUCCUAUUUGGAUCGGAACAUCACUACUAGCCCCGUUGAGAUUCGCACUGCGCAAAAGCUGGAUUCCCCUCAGAAAGCCACCCAGCCCUUGGGGAUAUAUCCGGAGUUGGAUCGUUAUCGGAAUGUCGAGCUCCCGGUGAGAGGCGGACCGGCUAUAGAAGUUCCAUUCAAGCUUUCGACCGAGAACCUCCCUCCUCCAACACCACUCUUCUCGGGUGGAAGCAGCCACAGCCAACUAAGUACAUUUAGUGUGAGCCCUUCUACAAGAUUUUCCGAAUCACCUGGACCUGGACCUUACAGCCGAGAUACGACCCCAACCUCGAUAUCAUCGCAGUCGCCUGGGCUCUUUGUACCGCACCGUCUUCCUAUUUUCAAGGCAAGGCAAGCAAGCCCAGCUGAGACUCGCCCCCCCGUAACUCGGAGAAGGGCCGGUAGCAUACCAAAUGAAUGUGAUACUUUUGGCACAGAUCCUAAUGGCCUUGCAGCCGUUCGGGAGGCCUUGACCUCAUCGUCAUCGAGCUCUACAGUACGCCCCGAAGAGAAGGAGAAGAAGACACGCCGAGGACCAUUACCCACUGUACCGAACCCUCCUCCGAGAAAAUCAUCUCAAAAGUUCAAGAAAAGUGGAGGAGGAAGUGAGUCGUCAAUCAAAGCCCCUCACGCCACUACUAGACCAUCGAUAAGGUCUCCACCGCAGGCUGAAGUUGGUGAAUCAUCUCAUGAGAAAUCUCAGGAAGCUGCGAUAUCACCCAAGACUCGCCUCGUACCACCCUCGCGACCUAGCAGAGACGGGACACCUGACCUUUAUUCCCAAUUCGGCGGUCCAGUUCCUGUAAUACACAGCAAUAUAUCCUCAACCAGCCUUUCCGAUAAGCGUCAAAGCAGGCAGCUAGCACCCAGUUCCUUGCCAAGGUCAAUGACUCCUUCUGUUCAAGACCGCGUGGUCUCGUCUAAAGGGUCUGUACCUCGAGAGCCUACGCCAGCACCACGAUUAAUCACCACGAAAUCCACCCAGCAGACCCAGGAGAAAGGGAAGAGGGUGAGAACACCUAGCCCAGCUACUACAUUUAGAUCAAGGUUCCCGCUAUUUGGGAGGCGAACUAAGACAGCCCCUGAAAUACCACAAGUUGAAAAGAAAGAUAAGUCUACUAGAAAAGGCCCGGCUGCCGGAACUGGCCACGAAGGAUAUGGUAGGAUUGGCUCUGUUAGAAGGCGCAGCAGCAGCACUGCGAACCCCCCGCGUGGUCCACCAGGCCCAGUUCCUUCAUCUGACAGCCUCGCAAGUCUUCAGUCAACAGACCCCUUCUUCCUGGAACGCAUGAACCCUGUGAUAAUUGCCGGUGGUGAAAUUGUGGAAAACCGGAACACAAGCUUUGAACAAACCAGAACUGAAAGUCGUCAGAGUAUGAUUUCUGGUCGUCCGGGUCUUAACUCCCGCAACAACUCGUCCGUAUCCGAGUCCUCGAAGGAAGAAUUGCGACAAACGUUGUGGCCUUCACCACUCCCUCGGGACUCCAUCUUGUCUCGUCCUUCAGAUGGUAGUGACUCGGAGGCAGUUCCUAUAAAACCUACGAUUGCGUUGAGGAGGUCAAUUCAACGACUGCGAUCGCCGAAUAAUUCUCCUUUGAAUCUUCCAAAACCAAUUAUCACCAGAGGAAUGGCCUCUCCAUCGGUUGGAAGCAUAGAGACAACGAUCUUAACGGAUGACUCCUUAGCGGAACCUCAGCCAAGACUUAUCGAUGAACAGGUCGAGCCAAAACCUGGGCCUCGAAAGCUCACUAAGCGAGCUAAGUCUCCCCGUAAAUGGAACCUAUUUGGGAGAUCUCAAAGCCAGCCCCCUAAAGACCGUAGCAAGAAAGUCGAGGCAAGUGUGUCUGCAGCAGUAAAGCACAUCCCAACCAAGCCAGUCGCGUUUUAUACUAUGAUGGACUCUUCUGAGCAAGAUGAAACCGAGGAGCAAGAUGUUUGCGAGAUUUUGAGAGAAGCGGAGGUCCUAAUCCCAUUUAUGGAUACCAAAGAUCACGGUCGACGUCCGUCUGAAAGCAGCAUUAGAUCCUUGGAUCCGCCUCGUGCCAAUCAACAUCGGCCCCAAGAGUUCGUAUCAAGCUCGACCCGAGAUGAUCCUCUCCAGAUAACUCCACCAAAACCAGUGGUAUCGAAGCAGCAACAUGCUACUAGCGCCUCUAUUUCAAGCAAUCCUAUAGUACGCCCAAGCAGACUCCCUCAAGUUGGUAGGAUACCCAAGGUCAUCAAUACCCGCCCAGAACAGACGUCUCCGAAAAGCUUCUCCCGCCCUUUCCACCGAGUCAGUCUCCAAAUGCCGCCCCCUGACCUAAGUAAAAUUGAUCGAAACUCCGUUGCGAAGGGACCAAGUCCAACAAGGUCUUUCUCCCCUGAACGUGAUCAAAAGGAAUCACCAGUAGCAGCUGCUAGUUAUAAUAUCCCAAUCAAACCGGAACCGCCUUCUAAGGAUUCGCCCCUGAAGCUCGGGGAAUCUGGAAAGGAAUUUCUUUCGUUUUCACCUCCGAAGGGUUCCGAAAGCACAAGCUCGGGAUCCGGCAGUUCGGAACUGGUGCAUGUGUUCAGUCGUACUGCGCUGCCUCCCACCCCGAAUGCCCCGCUUACAGAGGACGAAAUCUGGGAUGAAUAUAACGACUUCUUAAGCGAAGCGCCACCAUCAGCAACCUCUUCUCGAGCCGGGCCGUUCCACCUAGAAAUAUAUGGCUCUAGGUUGGCGAAGGAACCAAUCAAGGCGCUCGAAUCACCUACCAUUGAUAAUCAUCGCGCCAAAUAUAUUCGUACUUCUAUUGAAACUAGACAAAGCGCCACAUCGUCAAGCCGCUUCAGCGCCGACAUGACAGCUAGGAUUAACGCUGCUUUCAGAUUUGACACCGAACCACCGACAGCAUCGUUCUCAGUUCCUGAAUUCGCAUCCGGAAGUAGCGACAAUCCUAACAAUAAGCAACUAGACAAGGCACCUAUUUCUCAACGAGACAGCUCAUCUUCAAACAAAAGCAGUAAGACUAAAAGAAGCUCAACUAGUAGUCGUACUAGCGAAGAUACACCUCUUUCCCAGGUCAAUCUCCGCGUAGGCUCAAUGACGGUGAGCAAAUGGCUUACAUUUGGCCAUGUGCUAUUCAGUCCGGUCCGCGAAGACCUCAUUAAUGACGCUGGCUCAUCUGGGCGCCAUUCAAUCCUUGUAAUUGAUGGUCUUGGAAAUGAUGACUGGUCUUUCUAUGCAGCAGAAACUUACCCUGACGCCACGUUCUUUAACUUGUCUCCUCGCGCACCUCUAUCACCAGAGCAAAAGUCAACGCCUACAUUUCCUCUCUCGCCACCUAAUCAUCACCAAGUCCAAUUCUUAUCCCACAUGGAUAAACUCCCUUUUGGGCCAGACAGCUUUACCGCCGUCGUGUUCCGGUUUCCAUCCGCGGCCCCUGAAUCUCACUAUCGCAAUAUAAUCUCGGAGGCACACCGUGUUCUCAAGCCAGGAGGAUAUAUCGAGUUAUCUAUCCUCGAUGUAGACUUGAAUAAUAUGGGUAACCGCACUCGACGCUCAGUACGACAUCUAAAAGAGCGAAUUAGCGCACGCAAUCCCGAGUACAACCUCAGCAGCACGGCAGAUCUCAUUCUCCGCCUUCUUGGUAAGAAAGGGUUUAUUGACGUAAAGACUUGUCGUGUUGGGGUGCCUGUGGCAAGUGCGAUUACAAGCUCCUCCAGAGUCAAGGGCAAGAAGGACGAGCGCAGCCUAGCAGAAAUGAUGAACGACAAGACCGAAAUGGGUGACGAGAAUAUCACAAAGAUGGUUUCAAAAGUCGGACGCUGGUGGUAUAACCGAUGCUAUGAGACCUCAACUGGAAUGACCACCAGUAUCUGGAAGGAUAAGGUUCUGCUGGCCGAAUGCGAGGAGUGGGGAACAAGCCUCAAGCUUAUGGUAUGCCACGCCAGGAUGCCGGAAGCAAGAGGAAGGGUUGCAAGUAUAUGA